Nanorana parkeri is the source of this 1404-nucleotide messenger RNA. RefSeq names its product mitochondrial elongation factor 2 (gene MIEF2). The record is from RefSeq and is a predicted model, not a curated record. The coding region runs from base 3 to 1394 and encodes 463 amino acids. Lineage: Eukaryota; Metazoa; Chordata; Amphibia; Anura; Dicroglossidae. Gene Ontology annotation, biological process: mitochondrion organization; positive regulation of mitochondrial fission. Gene Ontology annotation, cellular component: mitochondrial outer membrane. The transcript has 3 exons.
UGAUGGCAGAAAUGCAGCUUCAGAAGAAAGGGAAGAAGGCGGACGAUGGGAUCGGUAGCGUGUUGGACUUCCUGUUGGCCAACGCCAGGCUGGUGCUGGGUGUGGGAGGGGCCGCCAUGCUCGGGAUCGCCACACUGGCGGUGAAGCGGGUAAGGAUCGGUCGGGCCGCCUCUCCCCCUGAUGAGAAGGACCCCGAGAUGAAAGCCGAGCAGAAGUCCAUCGAGGAGAGCUGGAAGGAGGCGGUUUUGUUAAAUGUUUCUCCGAAACUCGCGCGGAAGGCAAAGCGUGCCGAUCUCAGCGCUUCCUUACCACCCCCGGUGCCCAGCCAGCCUGCUCCAGACGCUGCCAUUGCUGCCGCGCAGAAGACUAUCCCCGUGGAAGUGAAGAAGACCCCCAUCUGCUUCACCCUGCAGGAGAUGCUCCUGGACUAUUACAGGACUGAGGCCUGCGUGCCGGAACCUCAGACAGACGCAGUCCGACAGCUGGUGCUGGACAUCAGGAACGAGCUGCAGGACUUCCUGAAGGCCAAGCACCCCGAAAUGCUUUUCUCUGCCCUGCAGCUAGGGGGCGCGCUGGGUGACGGACUGCCCUUGGCCUGCAUAGACCACACGUGCUUGCUGCUGCCGCUGAUCCUGGAGCCCCAUUUGUGGACUUUUGUUCCGGGUCAGACGACGAUCCUGAAUGACCCUCGGUUCUGGAUGAUCAAGAGGGUCAACCUGGAGUACACGGCCCGGGGAAGCAGCCCCUGGGAUCGCUUCAUGUUGGGGGGCUACCUCUCGACGCAGACUAUCGUGGAGUCCUUGCACAAGGUGAUUGUUGGGUCCAUCAACUGGCCGUCCAUAGGGACAGUAUUGGACUGCACCAUAAGGCCCCUCAUUAACCCCAACGACCUUCAACUGGAGGUGACCCACCAUGACUUCACACUAACCAUCGACAUUCUCCCGACGGCUGAGACCAAUGACGUGCUCCUGCUGGCUUACUCUCACGCAACGGCUCCUGCCGAAAACCUUUGGCACAGAAGCUUCUACCUCCAGGAAACGACCCGGCUGCGGAACCUGGACAGCGCCGACCUAGGCGUGCGACAACAAUGCCUCCAGAUUCUAAAGAGCGUCUGCAAAAAGCGGCCCGGCCUGGCUCGGCUGUCUUCCACCCACCUAAGGCACGUCCUCCUACAUGUCAGCAAGGAGCCCUCUGAUUGGGCGGAGGCUGCUUUGUCUGAUCGCUUCCUGCAAGUCAUCGAGUCCCUGAUUGGAUACUUGGAUGGCGGGUUCCUCCCGUGUUAUUUCGACGAGGCCGUCAAUGUAUUUUCUUCUCUGACGGAGGACGACAUAGACGAGAUGGGGUACGGUUUGUAUCAGAUUUUCUCCCGGCCGGAGUCGCUGAUGAACAAAUGAGACGCCUCGC